AUGAAAAACUCGUCUUUGUUGUUACUAAGUCAGUCAUCUACGCUUUCGAGUGCAAAGGAAGCCUUUAAGCUUCAUGCACCACAAGUUCCAUCACAUCGUUUGAAGACAAGAAGCGAUUAUAGCCAGCACGACAGAACAAACGAACGUUAUCUGCUGCCGAAAAGUUCGUCGUGUUGGGAGACGUUCGACGAACGCGGCAUACGGGAGGUCGAGUGCCUGACUUCAGGCCUCAACGUCACUGAACUGCCAAGACGCUACAUGCCUGGACUCAACAGGCUGACGCUGAGGAACGUGAGCAUCAGGAGCCUGAGCGCCACAGCGCUGCGUCUGUACGCUGCCUCCCUCCGGUCCAUAGUCGUGGUGGUGGCGCCGCAACUGGAGAGCUUCUCAGCAGAGGAUCUCCGCUUCCUGAUCGCAUUACAAGUCCUGGAGAUCCAACACGCUCCUCGUCUCUGCGUGGUCCCCGUUUAUCAUCUCUUGACGUCCCUGCCCAGAUUGACUGUGCUACGCAUCGUGGAGACCGGGCUGCAGUUCUCUGCUGCGGUCGCCCCCACUGCCGUCACUCGCUCGUCCUCGAUCUUUCAUUCCAUAGACCUCGAGAGGAACUUCAAGAUGUCCCGCCUGGAGCAUCGCUUCCGUUCUGUGAUGGCCGAACAGCUGCUCCUAACAAACAACGGACUCAAAAGCAUCGACGAAAAUGAGUUCCUGGGCUCCGAAUUUGGUAAACUAAGCCUGAGGAACAACCGCCGCUUGACGCGCCUCCAUCCUUUGGCCUUCGCUGGACUUCGCAGUCUCCGGACGCUGGAUUUGUCUGGAACGGCCAUUACGUCCCUGCCGACCGUUGGUCUGGAGUCUCUGGAAUCACUGAUUCUGGUCGACACGUUCUCGCUCAGAACCUUCCCCUCAGUGUACUCCUUCAAAGGCAUUCACCGCGCAGAGCUCACCUACAGCUACCACUGCUGUGCCUUCCAGUUCCCUAAAAUACACGACCCUGAAGAACACAAGCGCCAGCAAGAAGAGAUGCGACGCCACUCUGAGAAGUAUUGCUCAGACGACGCGUCGUCGAAGUUAGCAGCGGUGAACGCUCGACCACCAACGCAGCGCCCUCUGGCUGCGGCAGGAGCCGAUGGUAUGGGUCCUUCCAGCGUCGGCGACUCAGAGUCUCAUGAAGAAUGGCACGGCUGGAGCGACAUGGUGGCACCGGUGCAUGUACGGCCUCAUCAUCGGGGUGUGGGUCUGAGGAAAGUGCGAACAGCCAAGACUGAAACAUGGAACAUCACUUCAGAAGCCGACGCCUCUGCUACGGCCGUUGACCACCCACACGCUGACGUGUUCCCGCAAUUCCUAAUGGAAGGUUUCCCUCAUAAGGAAGGCUUCGCUGAUAUAAUUGAGUCAGAUGGAGUCGUUGGCCCGUUUGCCAAGGACCACUUCUUGGAAGACAAUGGAUUUCAAUCUGUAAUGCCACAGGAGAAUUUCAGAGCGAAAUUCUUCGGGUAUGACUCUACGAGUUAUAACGUUCAUGCGGACAACUCCAGCGUCUUCCACACGGUUUCUUUUGUUGCGCGUAACCAGACAAGUGUGGUAUGCGGUCAGCUGCCUAAGAACUACCACGCAGUGAAGUGUCUACCGAAGCCUGACGCCUUCAACCCCUGCGAGGACGUCAUGCAUAACUUCAGCCUCAGGGUCGCCGUGUGGCUCGUCGUCAUCACUGCAGUCUUCGGAAAUCUGGCGGUGAUGGUGGUGCUUCUCAGCAACCGCUACAAGAUGACCGUGUCCAAGUUCCUAAUCUGCAACUUAGCCAUGGCCGACCUGUGCAUGGGCAUCUACCUUAUGAUGAUCGCGGCAGUUGACAUGCAUACCAGAGGCCGUUACUUCAAUCACGCACUUGACUGGCAGAGAGGUUGGGGCUGCAAAAUAGCUGGCUUCUUGACGGUGUUCGGGUCGGAGCUCUCUAUCGUGACGCUGGUCGUGAUCACUCUGGAGCGAUGGUAUGCCAUCACGUACGCUAUACACCUCAACAAACGUCUGCGCCUGCACCUUGCCGCAAAGAUAAUGGUUCUGGCCUGGGUGUAUGCCAUCUGCAUGGCUGCGCUACCGUUGCUUGGAGUUUCCAGCUACUCAAAAACUAGUAUCUGCUUGCCAAUGGAAAAGAAUAACUUCGCAUCCAUGACCUACCUGCUGACGUUGCUGGCUGCGAAUGGAGCAGCAUUUAUGCUGAUCUGUGUGUGCUAUGCUACCAUGUACUGGUCCAUCACUCGCAACAACAUCAACGCUUGUAAGAGCGAUACCACUGUUGCUAAAAGGAUGGCUCUAUUAGUCUUCACGGACUUCGCCUGCUGGGCUCCGAUUGCCUUUUUCGGCCUAACUGCAGUCCUGGGCUAUCCUUUGAUCAGCGUCACUCAUGCAAAGUUUCUUUUAGUGUUCUUUUAUCCGCUAAAUUCGUGUGCUAAUCCUUACCUGUACGCUAUUCUCACAAAGCAGUACCAUCGUGAUUUGUUGUCCUUGCUGUCUCGGUGCAGUCUCUGUCCUAGAAAGCUCGUGCGGUCCAAAACUCCGUCCACUACGAACCCAAUGGUACUGAACCCUGUCCAGCUCAAUAAGAACCGCCGAGUGUCUUCACCGACACAGAUCUCCGACUCGCUAGACAGUGGCAAGAAGUGCCCGCCUGGAAAAUUUUGUUCCUAUCGAGAUUCGAUUCGCGACCGCAAAGGCGAAGACAAGCCUCAACGCUUACAGACUGUCAUCGAGGCCAAGUCAUCGUCUCGCGAGUCUUCAAGUGGCGCAGAUUCUCCACACCCAGUUAAAAAUUGCCAUGCCAAGACUAAAUUCACCCCUGAACAGGAAGCCAUCUUGCAGAGAUACGUUGGGCAGCGAGCGCGGGUACGUCUUACUGAGACUCCUGAAAAGAUCGCGGCAGAUUCGACUGAUAAACUCAAAGACGGUUCCGACGAUUGUCUAGCGUUAAGAUGUCUGUCUGUGCCCUCGAACUCGAAUAUUUCUCGAGAUGAUUCAUGUUCUGAAAAUUCGGUUUGAGGGACUGGUGUUCAAUGUCUUCGGACGUCCACGAACAGUUGGCACUUGGCACAAAUUGGCAGUAAACCUAUAUAUAGUUUGUUAAUUUUAAGUUGAAUCGUUUUGAUUUUCAGAUUAUGGCUAAUUAUUAAAUCAUUAGUUCCAUCCAAUCGUAACUUCUACUUUAAUUUUACAACUAGUCAGAGAGCGCGUCACUAAGCACUUUCAUUUGUGGCUUCCGUUUAAUUUCUAGUUGUUAAAUGAAGUCGAUAACACGCCUGCAUCAAUAUCAGAUUUUAAUACAAAUAUAAACUAAUCGCUCACAAAGCAGUUUCUUUAACAAUUAUCAUCAAAUGUUCUGACAUUUUCU
Hyalella azteca is the source of this 3382-nucleotide messenger RNA. Its product is annotated as lutropin-choriogonadotropic hormone receptor. Gene Ontology annotation, molecular function: protein binding; G protein-coupled receptor activity; protein-hormone receptor activity. Gene Ontology annotation, biological process: G protein-coupled receptor signaling pathway. Gene Ontology annotation, cellular component: membrane. NCBI's taxonomy places the organism in Eukaryota, Metazoa, Arthropoda, Malacostraca, Amphipoda, Hyalellidae. Bases 1 to 3033 code for a protein of 1010 amino acids. The transcript has 15 exons. The record is from RefSeq and is a predicted model, not a curated record.